This is a messenger RNA of Thermothelomyces thermophilus ATCC 42464, 1879 nucleotides long. RefSeq lists its product as uncharacterized. The transcript has 3 exons. NCBI's taxonomy places the organism in Eukaryota, Fungi, Ascomycota, Sordariomycetes, Sordariales, Chaetomiaceae. The record is from RefSeq and is a predicted model, not a curated record. Bases 133 to 1659 code for a protein of 508 amino acids.
CCCUCCUUUUCUCUUCACCCUCUCCCGUACAACAGAAACAAGACACAACUACUACAGUACGUCAUCAUCACUUCAGACCGCACGGGGUUCCUAGCUGUGGUGAGAGAGACGGUUGACUUGCAAACUGCCAGGAUGAAACCCGGCGCCUACUCCCUGAACGAGGUCCUUGCUGUCGCGAGGAUCCAUCCCUUCUACAACCCCGCGGUCCAGUACCCUCCUGACGAAGAGGGCAUCCGGGCCGUCUUGGAGUCGGCGGCAAAGGAGCAGUCGGCUCCGGACUUGGGCCGUGUGCCCCUCACCACGAAGAAGGACUUGUACAAAACAAUCGAGCGGCUGGCGGGUGAUGCGAGCCCCGACAACACGUACCGCCGGAGUGCCUACCUGAGCAUCACCGGUGGCGGAUCUGGCGGCCUCCCCAUGUUGUUCGCGACCGACGCGGCCGAGAACCGGGCACAGCGGGCCCGAAUGGGCAACCUGAUUCGGAACUGCCGUCUCAUCGGGCCGGGCGACUGGGUCUUGACCACCCAUGCUAGUGGUCACUUUUACCGAUCACUCGAUCUCACUCUCGAGAUCCUCGGGAACGCCGGCGCGAGCGUCCUGUCGGCCGGGCACAACAUGGAACCGGCCGAGGUCGCCGCGGCGCUGGCGCACUACCGCGUCAACGUGCUGACCGGCGACGGCAGCCAGGUCGUCCGCAUCGUCCGCCACAUCGCCUCGCUGCCCGCCGACGAGCGCCACCGCAUCCGCCUGACCAAGAUCAUAUACACCUCCGAGCCGCUCACCCCGAGCCAGCGCGCCUACAUCGCCGACGUCCUCGGCCCUGGGGUCGCCAUCGGAUCCAUGCUGGGCAGCUCCGAGGCCGGGCCCUGGGCCGUCGGCCCCCUCCGCGCGCCCCUCGAGGCGACAGCAGAAGAAGCAGAGCAGAAGCAACAGCACGAGGACGCUUCGGCGGCGGCCGAUGCGGGAGCCACCGACUUUGUUUUUGACACGCGCACCAUGGUGAUCGAGAUCCUCGACCCGUCGUCGUUGUCAUCCUCCUCCUCCUCCACCACCACCACCACCGCCGCCGCCUCCGCCUCCGCCUCCGAAGCAAACAGAACAAGCCAGCAGCCGGUGCCGGUGCCGGUGCCGGAGCCGGUGCCGGAGGGGACGCCCGGGAUCGUGGUGCAGACGUCGCUGCAGCGGCUCAAGAACCCGCUGGUGCGCUACGUCAGCGGCGACGUCGGGUCGCGGCACCCGCUGCCGGCGUCGCUGGCGGCCGUCGUGCCCGAGGGCGAGCGCGAGCACAUGCGGGUGCUGCGCCUGCGCGGCCGCGACCGCCGCUUCAGCUUCAAGUGGUACGGCGCCUACUUCGAGUUCGACCGCCUGGCCGCCUUCCUGCGCGCCCCGGAAUGGGGCAUCCUGCAGUGGCAAGUCGUCCUGGCUAGCGUCGAGGCCUCCUCGCCCGAGGUCGCCCUCGAGAUCCGACUUCUGCUGCCCUCCGGGCCCGCCCGUCAUGGCGCCGCAGAGUCCGAGCUGGUCCGGGCCAUCGAAACCUUCUUCUUUGUCCAGGCCGAGAGCCGCCAUCUCUUCCGGAUCAAGUUCCUCAAGGACAUCACCGAAUUCGAGAGGAGCUGCACCGGGGGGAAGGUGAUGAACUUCGUCGACAAGGUGCACUAACCGACCGGUAUGAGAGCCUCGGAGCAUGCUGUCAGCUAACUGGCUUGCUGUACUCUAAGAGGGUGAGAGAGAGUCUGUAUAUGAGUGAGAGAGACCUGGGAUCUCUUUAAAGAUAACCAUAUAUGUGCUGUUGAAUGUCGUGUUUAGGUCACUCCAUCACUCUGGCUCUGUCUGUGACCAUGACUGACCGUCAGGGAGGAAGGGGGGGAGGGGAAAGAUG